AUGGCCGCCACCAGCGCCACCUCGCCGGCGCCGCGCGCGCCCGCGUGGCCGUGCCGCCGCCCCGCCGCGCUGAAGUCCCCGGAGGCCCAGUUCCUCUCGGCGCGGGCCGGCGACGCUGGCUGCAAGCUGCCCACGCCCCUGAUGUACACGCCCCCCGCGCUGAUGGUCAACAGCAUGCGGAGCCUGGAGGGGGAGCCGGCGGUGCCGCCGUCGCCCUCCGUCUUGUGGCCGGCCACGCCCAGCCCCAUGGCCGCCGCCGCGGCGCGCGCCACCGCCGUGCAGGCGUUCCACAUGCCCAUGGCGGUAGACGUCCCGUCCGCGCCCGCGCCGGCGGUGCCUGGGGCGCUGGCGGCUUUUCAGGACGGGGCCGCGUUCUUCGUGCCCUUCGUGGAGGCGACGCAGCAGCUCGCCCAAGCCCCCGCCGGGAGCUGCGCGCCGGCUGGCCCCGAGCAGCCCUUCUUCAUGGCCCAGGGCCAGGUGGGGGUUCAGAUGCCGGCGCCCAUCUGGCAGUUCGCCCCGCCCCCGCCGCCGCCCGCGGAGCCUGCGCCCGGGUACCUGCCGGCCGCGGCGGACUGCGCUCAGGGCCAGGGUGACGCGGGGGCGGCCCGCGCUGCGGAGCCGGCGCGGGAGGUCGCCGCGCUGCUGCCGCAGCCGGGCGCGGGCCGCGAGGCGCCGGGCCGCGAGGCGCAGGGCGGCGUGCGGCCCGCGCCCGCGCCGUCCGCGGGCGCCGCCCUGCACGGCACGCAGGAGAUGCAGACCCUGCGCGUGGUACUACAAGCCCAAGGGGUGUAA
Molecule: messenger RNA, 792 nt
Organism: Prorocentrum cordatum
Lineage: Eukaryota; Dinophyceae; Prorocentrales; Prorocentraceae
Source: the annotation of a GenBank genome assembly